Molecule: messenger RNA, 2107 nt
Organism: Capsicum annuum
Lineage: Eukaryota; Viridiplantae; Streptophyta; Magnoliopsida; Solanales; Solanaceae
Product: protein DETOXIFICATION 18-like
Exons: 7
Coding region: 104-1648 (514 amino acids)
Biological process (GO): xenobiotic detoxification by transmembrane export across the plasma membrane
Cellular component (GO): membrane
Molecular function (GO): xenobiotic transmembrane transporter activity; antiporter activity
Source: RefSeq, a predicted model, not a curated record
AACCAAAGUUAGUAUUAAAAGUUUAGUGUGUUUUUAGAAAUCACUAAUACUCUCAACGAACAAGUAACUCAUUAUUUUCUACUAUACCAAUCACGUAUUCGCAAUGACGAUAACUAAUUUGAAUGCACCAUCACCAGAGGAGAAUGUCAUCCCCUCGGCCCCGGCCCCGGCCCCAGCCCCAGCCCCAGCCCCAGCCCCAGCACCAGCACCAGCACCAGUAGUAGUUGCUCCAACACCUGUUGAGCAAAACGACAGUUUGUCCAACAGGUGUUGUAUAAAGAUUAUCGACUGUAAAGAGACGAAAAAACAGGUGUUUUUCUCUGUUCCAAUGGUCGUAGUGAACGCUUCUUUCUACUUCAUCAACCUCGUAGCUGUCAUGUUUGCCGGACAUAUGGGGAAGCUCGAGCUCGCUGCAUCAAAUCUUGCUAAUUCAUGGGCUAUGGUUACUGGUUACUCUUUCAUGGUCGGGCUAAGUGGUGCACUCGAGACAUUAUGUGGUCAAGGAUAUGGCGCGAAAAUGUUCAGGAUGCUGGGAAUACAUCUUCAGACAUCAAGCAUCAUAUCAUUCUUCUUUUCGAUUGUGGUUUCCUUCAUCUGGUGGUAUUCGGAUCGAAUUCUGAUUUUACUUCAUCAAGAACCUGAAAUAGCUAGAGAAGCUGGGGUGUUCUUGAAGUUCCUCAUACCGGGAUUGUUUGCAUAUGCUUUCUUGCAAAACAUCGUGAGAUUUCUUCAGGCACAGUCAAUCAUUGUACCGCUGGCUUGCUUUUCGGUUGCAUCUCUAGGUGUUCAUGCAGGCAUUGCCUAUGUUUUGGUUCAUUACACAAAUCUUGGUUUUAAAGGAGCACCGUUAGCAGUUUCAAUAUCGUUCUGGAUUAUUUUUGUUACGUUGAGUUUAUACGUGCUUUUUUCAAAGAGAUUCAGUCAUAUAAGACCGGAAGGUCUCUCAUCCGAGCCACUUCAACAUAUUCUUUCAAAUUUGAAGUUGGCUUUGCCCUCUGCUGGCAUGGUGUGCUUGGAGUAUUGGGCUUUUGAGAUUCUUGUGUUAUUAGCUGGUUUGAUGCCAAACUCAGCGACAACUACUUCUGUCGUCGCAAUGUGUGUAAAUACAGAAACCAUUGCGUACAUGAUAUCUUACGGCCUAAGUGCAGCUGCAAGCACGAGGGUGUCUAACGAGGUAGGAGCAGGAAAUAUCGGCAAAGCUAAGCAGGCGAUGGCUGUUACGCUCAAGCUAGCUAUUCUUGCUGCACUUGUAGCUGAUACGGCCUUAGGGUUCGGUCAUAAUGCCUGGGCUAACCUCUUCAGUGAUGACGCGGACAUCAUUCGCAAAUUUGGCUCAAUGACACCUCUCCUUUUAGUCUCUUUCUUGUUCGAUUUCAUACAAGGAAUUCUAUCAGGAGUGGCGAGAGGAUGUGGAUGGCAGCGUUUCGCUAUGUGCAUCAACUUAGCAACAUUCUAUUGCAUCGGCAUGCCAAUAGGUGCCCUCUUAGCUUUCAAGUUCAACAAAAGCUAUAAGGGCUUAUGGAUAGGGUUGAUUUGUGGUCUAUCAUGCCAAUCUUCUGGCUUGUUGCUAUUGACAUUACUUAGAAAAUGGGGAAAAGCAGAUCAAGUUGCAAAAGAAAGCAACAAAGAAAGUGAACUCCAACCUUAAAAGGGACAUUUUUUUUACAUGUCGAUGUAGAUUUAGAAUAAAUCGCGUAUUUAGGCUUUAUUUAUUUGCGCUUAUGAAGAUUCAUCAUUCAGAUUUCAGUCCUCAAGCGUGUUCGUUGUUUUGUAUCUGAAUUUUAAUUAAGGACUUUCGUCGAAAUAGCUUUUCAGAAAAGUUACUUUUGGUGAGAAGAAAUUUGUCUUUCUCCGAUUCAUUUAGUAUUUGAAUGUCAAAUUACCAAAAUAAUAAGGUUCUUGCAAACAAUAUAAAUCCGAUAAUUCAGAACUUGAUUACAGAAACUGAAAAUCUCAUUUUUGGGUCUGUCGAGAUGCGUAAUUAGCUCCCGAUACAUCCAAUGAAGAUACAUUGUUUUCUUUGUAAAGAUACAUAAUUAGCUUCUGUUAUAUUUUUCUCGAUUUUGAGUCUGUCGAGAUACAUAAUACAUCGAGCAAAGAUACAUUU